AUGUCACUAAUAGUUUUUUCAUUAUUCUCUCGCCGCCGAUGCGCGCCUUUCCUCAAUCGCUGAACUUUUUCAGUUCUUUUCCGCAUCCUUGUUCCAUUAUCACGACGAAAAACGUUUUGAAAUAGGGUUAGGGCGAGGCUGUUAUACUUUAUUCGUUGAUAAUGGUGGAUCAGUACAGUCCGCUGCAGUCCAUCUGCUACCAACGCGGUUCGCUUCGCCUUCUCGAUCAGAGAAAACUCCCGCUGGAAACAGUUUAUUUGGAUAUCCUUAAUGCCUCUGAUGGAUGGAAUGCGAUCAGAGACAUGGUAGUUCGUGGUGCUCCUGCAAUUGCAAUAUCAGCAGCUUUAUCUCUAGCUGUUGAAAUUUUUAACCUUGACUUUAGCGGGACUUCUUUGGAUGCAGCUUCCUUCCUUGUCAAGAAAUUGGAAUACCUUGUUUCCAGCCGACCCACUGCUGUAAAUCUUUCAGAUGCAGCUACAAAACUUCAAAACCUUGUGUUAAAAACUGCUGAGACUGCUGCUGAUGCAAAAUUUGUCAUUCAGACAUAUAUUGAUGCCGCAGAAAAUAUGCUCACUGAUGAUGUCAAUACUAACAAAGCCAUCGGCUUUCAUGGAGCAAAUGAUAUACAAUCAAAUCUGAAUGAUUCCAAGAGAAUAUCUAUUUUGACACAUUGUAACACGGGCAGCCUUGCCACUGCUGGGUAUGGUACAGCACUUGGAGUUAUCCGUGCCCUUCAUGCUAAUGGAACUCUAGAGACAGCAUUCUGUACUGAAACACGGCCUUUUAACCAGGGAUCUAGACUCACAGCGUUUGAACUAGUUCAUGAUAAGAUCCCAGCAACAUUGAUAGCGGAUUCAGCGGCAGCUUCAUUGAUGAAAGCCGGGCGGGUUGGUGCUGUUAUAGUUGGGGCUGAUCGCAUUGCUGCAAAUGGUGAUACUGCGAACAAAAUCGGAACAUACAGCCUGGCUCUUUGUGCAUUACACCAUGGGUUGCCAUUUUAUGUGGCAGCUCCAGUAACUUCCAUAGACCUCUCACUUUCAUCUGGAGACCAAAUUCUUAUAGAGGAGAGAUCACCAAAGGAGUUGCUGUGUUCUGAUGGAGGACUUGGGAAGCAAGUGGCUGCCUCAGGGAUUGGUGUCUGGAAUCCUGCAUUUGAUGUUACUCCGGCUAACCUGAUUACUGCUAUAAUAACUGAAAAGGGUGUCAUCAGAAAGGUUUUGGCUGAUGAUUUUAAUAUCAAAGGUUUUAUACAAAAUGCAGCAAAUGGGAAAAAAGAGUAGAGCUCCACCAUCAUGUAGGUUUCUGUUAUAUUUGCAUCUUAAGCUCUAUGCAACUCUCAACAUAAAUAAAUGUAAUUAGGAUGAUUUUGUGGCUUGCAUGACCUUUUCCAUUUUAUAUUUACUCAGAGUAUGCCUCCUUGUGAAGUUUGUGUCCUAUUGCUUUGCAAUCUUACAUUUUGUAUCAUCAAACGAAUGGCAUUGCAGCAAAUAUUUAUUACAAAAUAGCUUAUUAUGA
Dendrobium catenatum is the source of this 1515-nucleotide messenger RNA. RefSeq names its product methylthioribose-1-phosphate isomerase. Gene Ontology annotation, molecular function: S-methyl-5-thioribose-1-phosphate isomerase activity. The transcript is spliced from 9 exons. The record is from RefSeq and is a predicted model, not a curated record. Bases 162 to 1280 code for a protein of 372 amino acids. NCBI's taxonomy places the organism in Eukaryota, Viridiplantae, Streptophyta, Magnoliopsida, Asparagales, Orchidaceae.